This is a messenger RNA of Spirometra erinaceieuropaei, 636 nucleotides long. NCBI's taxonomy places the organism in Eukaryota, Metazoa, Platyhelminthes, Cestoda, Diphyllobothriidea, Diphyllobothriidae. The record is from the annotation of a GenBank genome assembly.
AACUCAAGGAUGAGGCAGGAGACGAUGGUAAUGAAUCAUCGAAGAAAGGGCAUCGCAAACGUAUCAACCGUCGUGCUCUUGAAGAUGAUGAACCGCGGUUCGUCCAGAGCUACUCUAUAUUUGAGAAGGGCAUUGGUUGUGUUGUCAAAGCCGACUCAAACGCUACUGAAUUAAGUAAGACCCUUAAAGCGUUUCUUUAGCAUAUUUUUCUUGCAACCUCAUUCUCUGUCUGUCUUUCCCUUUCGCGUAUGUGUCAAUGUCUUUAUCUUUACGUACCUUAACAACGCGGAGGACUGAAAUACUUUAUAAGCCUAAGUUUUUGAUGUAUGCCAGUCAUUUUUACUGGGCCCUUGCCCAUUGCUCUGUUUAUCGACAUUAGUAGGCUCUUUUGACGAAAGACACUGAUUGCUAGAUUCGCGUAGCACUGACGUAAAUGGACCUUUAUAGUGUCGUUUAAACCUUUCUUAAUAGGAGCCAUCGGUAGCGGGCCCAGCCGCACGUCGGUCUCUGAACUUGCCUCGACAGAAUUGAAGCCGGAUCCUGUUUUCCAAGCUGAAUCGUUCGUAAAAGACAUUAAGCAGUGCUUCAAAGAUGCACCCGUUGCAGUGCUGCAAGACACUUCUGAUUUGUUGCCAC